UUUUUGUUCUAUAAAUUCCUGUCCCUAAACACGCAAAGACCUCUUCUCUUUUCCUCUCUUUGCCCACCCUUUUCUUCUACAUCACUCCUUUGCUAUAUAUUUUUUAGUGUUUUCUUUAAACCCCAGUUUCAGCCUUUCAACUGAAGGCUAUCUUUUACACACUUUGAUCUUCACUAGUUGCUUCUUUCCCAUCUUCUUGAAUACUUCCCCAAACCAACUUUUCCCGAUUAGUUUUAUCUCUCUUGGGUUUUUUUCAAGGAUCCGAAACUGAUCAUAAAGUCUGGUCCUUUUCACUCUAGAAACCCACCAUUUCUGCUAGGUUAGGGGUGAUUUUGUUGAAAAAAAAUAUCCCCGUUAAUAUUUUUCCAGGAAAAAUAAAAGUCUAUCUUGAUGUUCAACUUAUUGCUCUUGAUGUUUGAGAUUCAUGUCUCCAAUUCUCAGUGAAAACGUUCUUCUUGAGUGUAUGUUAAUUAAUUCCACAUUCAGGCGCAGGACCCAGUUGGUGCAAUCUUUCUCAGUUGUUUUCCUUUACUGGCUCUACUACGUUUCAUGAUUUUUUUCCAUUUUUCCUUAGCUAUAUAUAUAAAUCUCUACUUAUAAGAUAUAUAAUAACCAGUGCUAUUCUAUAUAUAUAAUAUCAUUAUAAUAUCUUGCUAUUAAUAUUUUUCAGUGUCUUUCAUUAUCUGGGUCCUGCUAAAAAAUCCAUAUCUCUCUCUUGAAAUCUGUUAAAAAAAAAAAAAUUUGUGGGGGUCUUUUUGUUUUUUUGGGUCCAUGGCUUCUUCAACAUCUUCAGGGUCAUCAAGCCAGCUUCAGAACUCAGGCUCCGAGGAAGACUUGCAGGCUUUGAUGGAUCAGAGAAAAAGAAAAAGAAUGAUUUCAAACCGUGAGUCAGCAAGGAGAUCAAGGAUGAGGAAGCAGAAGCACCUGGACGAUCUGACGGCCCAGGUGGCCCAACUGAGGAAGGAGAACCACCAGAUCAUCACACGUGUCAGCAUCACAACCCAGCACUACAUGAGCAUUGAGGCAGAGAAUUCUGUCCUCAGGGCUCAGGUGGGUGAGCUCAGCCACAGAUUGCAGUCCUUAGAUGAGAUUAUCACGUUCUUGAAUGCAAACAAUAGUGGGGUCUUUGGAUCAGCUGUUGCCGAGCCCAUUGAGAGCUUCUUGAACCCCUUGAAUCUGUCCUACUUGAACCAGCCCAUUAUGGCCUCUGCUGAUGUUUUUCAGUACUAAUCUCCAUGUAGGCUUUUCUGGGUUUUUUGAUGCUUGGCAAGGCAAGAUUAAGAGAGAGAGUUUUUUUUUUUUUUUUUUUUUUUUAGGGGGUGUUCAAGGAAUAAGAAAUUGUGUACCAAGAUUUGUGUAAGUCAUGGUUAUUUUGGGUUGAGUUUUCUGAUUACGUAAAAGUGGGGUCUAUUCUAUUAUUAUGAUGUAUGAUGGGGUUCAACGGCAAUUAUUGUAGCCGGUGUUCUUUAGUUUCUUAAUAAUGUUUUGUAAUUGAGGCUUGCUUAUUAAUGUUAUGCUGCCUAUAACUUGUAAUUGUAUGUUAAAAGGCUCCUUAUUUUUACGUGAA
Morus notabilis is the source of this 1567-nucleotide messenger RNA. RefSeq names its product bZIP transcription factor 44. Gene Ontology annotation, biological process: positive regulation of DNA-templated transcription. The coding region runs from base 772 to 1230 and encodes 152 amino acids. NCBI's taxonomy places the organism in Eukaryota, Viridiplantae, Streptophyta, Magnoliopsida, Rosales, Moraceae. Gene Ontology annotation, cellular component: nucleus. The transcript has a single exon. The record is from RefSeq and is a predicted model, not a curated record. Gene Ontology annotation, molecular function: DNA-binding transcription factor activity; transcription cis-regulatory region binding.